This is a messenger RNA of Pangasianodon hypophthalmus (striped catfish), 1485 nucleotides long. Its product is annotated as olfactory receptor class A-like protein 4. The coding region runs from base 62 to 1120 and encodes 352 amino acids. Gene Ontology annotation, biological process: G protein-coupled receptor signaling pathway. NCBI's taxonomy places the organism in Eukaryota, Metazoa, Chordata, Actinopteri, Siluriformes, Pangasiidae. Gene Ontology annotation, cellular component: membrane. The record is from RefSeq and is a predicted model, not a curated record. Gene Ontology annotation, molecular function: G protein-coupled receptor activity. The transcript has 3 exons.
GAUGGACAGAAAUUAGAAUGAAAGAGAGAUCAGUGGGUUAGAAGCAGAGUAAGAGGAAACCAUGGCUGAAGUGCUCACCUUGGAUGCCGUCUUGUUCGGCAUUCUGGUCUUUUCUGGAAUUCUGGGAAAUAUGCUGGUCAUCUACACGGUGGUGCUGUGUGCGAUGGAAAGUACAUCUCAUCACAUGCCUCCGUCUGACUUGAUCCUGCUCAAUCUGUCGCUAGCGAACCUGCUGACGUCGCUGUUCCGCACCGUGCCCAUCUUCAUCUCGGACCUGGGUCUGGAAGUGUCUCUGGAGACGAACUGGUGCCGAGUGUUCAUGCUGCUGUGGGUGUGGUGGCGCUCCGUGGGCAGCUGGGCCACGCUGGCCCUCAGCAUCUUUCACUACACCACGCUGAGACGCAAGCACGUGGCCAUUGGCCCGCUGGCGCAGAAGAAGGACCGAAGACGCGUCAUUCUGGCGCUGGGACUCGUCUGGGGCGUCAACCUGGUGUUUUCGCUACCCGCCGCCAUCUACUCCACACACGUCCAUGGAAACGCCACCUCGGAACUGAUGGUGAUCAGCUGCACCACGCGCCCGCUGCUCGGCUGCAUGUGGGAAUUCCCGUCCAGACAGCAGGGGACGGCCUUCGCCUCCACCUCACUCGCUCUCAACGAGGUGCUGCCCCUGCUGCUGAUGGUGACCGUUAACCUGGCGACUCUCCGGGCGCUGGCUAAACACAUCCGCAUGGUGACGGCGGGCGUGGAGAGCGGAGCGGCUCACGUGCACACGGAGCGGAAGGCGGGUCACGUGAUCAUGACGCUGGUGGCGCUGUUCGUCGUGUGCUGGGUGAUGCAGGUGGCCGCUGUGACUUAUUACAACUACGACGGUGGCGUGCACACCGAGGGCCUGCUGACCGUCUCACAGUUCGCCGCCUCCGUCUUCGUGGGCUUCAGCCCCAUCGUGGUGGCGCUCGGCCACGGCAAACUGCGCAAGAGGAUCGUGGUAAUGGUGCAGGAGCUACUCGUCUGUGCGGGCUGCAGAACCACCAACACCGAGGCCAACAACAAGAAGAGGGCGCUGGAGAGCACCACCAUCUCGUACAAACAAGAGACCCAAACAAAGAAAGUGACAAUGUGACUUCAGCACUGAGGAAAUCAACACAACCUCCUACAUGUACGUGUACGUGUACACGGCUCUGCAGGUGGAUUAUUAUUCAUACAUCCCGUGGCUAGGGGCGCUAUGCAGGAGGGAAACGCUCCGCUGGAUUCUAUUUCAUAGCUUCAAUAUAACAUUACUGUCUUCUGCUUCUGAGUGACGUAACGGAAAAAUGUUUGACUUUGAAUCUGACUUUAUUUGAUAGCUUCGGUUUUGAAAAGCUUAUCCAAAAUAAUAAUCUGAAUUAUUUCUGCCGCUUUUGCUCUCUUGGACUCUCAGACACGGACGGAUGUGGCAUCAUCAGGAUGAUACUUACAUCGUUAAAUUAUAUUAUUACUAUAAAGUGA